Molecule: messenger RNA, 2343 nt
Organism: Melampsora larici-populina 98AG31
Lineage: Eukaryota; Fungi; Basidiomycota; Pucciniomycetes; Pucciniales; Melampsoraceae
Exons: 15
Coding region: 1-2343 (780 amino acids)
Biological process (GO): activation of GTPase activity
Molecular function (GO): GTPase activator activity
Source: RefSeq, a predicted model, not a curated record
AUGGGCGGCGGUCCUUCAACUCCUCCUGAUAUCUCACUUAUCAAUCGAUCUGAGAUUUUAUCUCCCUGCGAACCGUCUCCUGAUACUCGUAGCCUUCAUUCCGAAGAUCUCAUUGAAGUCACUUGCUCCGGAAUACCACCCACCAAAAUUCAAGAUCCUGCUCCAAUCGAAGAGCCCCUUGAUAUCCUUGCUGACGACCUUCCCAGAGGCGAUAAACUUCCGACAGAUGACGAUAACUGCUCUUACAAGCUUCGUUGGUCUAAAAGUAAAGUCUAUGUCCAUCCUACGGCAUUUCUGCGUGAUAACGUACCUGGAUACUUAGGCAUACUACAACGUUCCCGCGCAUCAUUUUACCUCAGCUGGAUUCCAGAGUAUCUUCUUGACAGCUCUUCAGAACGUGAACACUGGGUUGAAGUUGAAACUGACCCCUAUUCAACCACCUCAGACGUUAUGGUCACGAUCCCACCGGAAUCUACGCAUUCAGCAAGCAGCCGUACUCACGCAUUCUCAAUCCCCAUCAAUUCAAUUUAUUCCUUGAUGCUGCGUCCACCUACUUUAAGAUCUUGGUACGGUACGGUGGUGGUCAACUUAUUCGAUGGUAUCACCUUGCCCAUCCUUUACAUGCACGAUGACGAAUCUGGCUCAGCUCAGUUUGCUCGACAGUCUAUUCCUGCUGCCCUUGCGUCAGAACCUCCUCGCGCCUCUUUACCUGCAAGCUGGGGUGGAGAUGCCCUGCUGAAUCAGCUACGGCGAUUUGCGGAUGUCUUGGUUUCCAAGAUUGAGCCAGGACUUUAUUUGAUCAACCCAUCAGCUACUGACCGAGAAGCACACCUUACCCCGUUGUUUGAUGACGACUCUAUCUUCGAUAAUAGCCCACUUCCUUCUCGACUGACGCCUCGGAGACACUACGAUCGUGAUGAUGAUGACGAUAUUCCCCUUGGUCUUCGUAACAGCAUCUUACAUCAGAGUCUGAACGGUAGCAGUGCUUCUGGAUCGAUGGAUAAUAUGACAUUCAACAUUCUGAACUCUUUUAGCCGCAUCACGCAAAAUGCAAGAUCAGCAGCACAGCUGGUUCUCUCUCACAAACUGGCCAAACCGAUAUUACCACAUCUACCCAAACCGUUCACCUCAUUGGCCAAUGGAGAGCCCGACCUCGUGAGAUGGUCUCAGCAGGCUGGAGUCGAAGGUUACGACGUAGCCCGUGUUUACCUAGCCAAAUGGGCAUCGAUAGUUGCAGCCCAAGGGGAACAGGCUCGUCGUGCUGAAAGGGGUGAUUGGGAUUUUCAAGAGACAGAAGACGGUGGUGUGGGCGGUGGGUUUGAAGUUGUUUAUACAAUGUAUGAAAUCCCACGAGUCCGAGCAAAUAGAGCACCUACGCAACCUAUUCAGUUGGAAGAAUUCAUCGCUUGGCAGGACGACAACGGCCGCAUGUUACUGCCAGAAUCCGAAUGCCGUAGGAGAAUCUUUCAACGAGGCCUCGCUGUCAGUGCUCGAAAGGAUAUCUGGCUCUUUCUACUGGGCGUUUACAGAUGGGACAGUGAUAGACUUGAGAGAGAACACAAGUUGAAUCUCAUGAAAGAGCAAUAUGAGACACUCAAGAAGGGCUGGGAAAAGGACGAAUCCGGCCUGAAAGAGACAGCUGGCUUUCGUGAAGAAGCUCAUAGAAUUGAUAUCGAUUGCAGACGAACCGACAGGCAACAAUCUUAUUUUGCUAUACCGUCUGAUCCCUCCUCGGCAGAUGAUAUCCUCGAGCCACUAGACGAAGGUUCAAGAUAUGUGCAAGGCAUGAGUGAUCUUUGUGCGCCUCUGUAUGUUGUCUUUGAGGCCGAUCAAGCAGUCACCUUUUUUGCUUUUGUCAAGUUGAUGGACCGAAUGGGCAUGAAAGAUGAACUUUCACGUCUACAAAAACUUUUAAAAUUAAUUGAUCCAGGAUUAUAUCGACAUUUUGAUAAAACCAAUAGUUUGAAUUUGUUUAUUUGUUUUCGCUGGAUUUUAAUUGGUUUUAAGAGAGAAUUUGUGUUUCAGGAUGUUAUGAAAGUCUGGGAAGCUAUGUGGUCAGACAUUUGUGGACCACAUACUGAUCUCUUUAUCGCUUUGGCCAUAUUGGAGAAACAUCGCGAACCGAUUAUCCGCUACUUGAGAGAAUUCGAUGAGACGCUCGAUUGCGAUGAAGUACUAGCCCAGGCGGAAGUCUUAUACCUAACCUUUAAAUCGAUUGUGGAAAAACAUUCAGAUGAUGAACCUGAUCCAUCUUCUCCAUCACCGAGUACACAAACUGAAAAUGAAGAUAAGAAAGUAAAAGGGAAAAUAAUCAUUGAUGAAGAACUGAAAGGUCUUAUAUGA